GCCACCAUCAUCAAAACCUUCAAUCUAUAAAUUGUUUAAUAAGGAAAAAACGACACACUUGUUACUUCAAAGAUUUGAUUACUUCCAUACGUGGUAUGCUUGCCAUAAAUGGUAAGGAUUGAUAAAACUCAAAAGGUGAUGAAGGGAAUUUUUAAAUCUUAUCUUAUCUGAUUAGGCACACUUACAAAAGAACUCAUAAUGAAAUAAAAGCGUGUAUGAAAAUUUGGAUUUUAUUGAUAAAGUGCAGCUGGCGCAUUUCAUUUGAAGUAUAGGAAUAGUAUUGUGUUUUAAAGGAUGAACAUUUUGUCUGCUGUUGUCAUUUCUGUUUACUAAUCUUCAGUCUACUAUUUUUGUAAAUGUGCAUGACUGUUUCCAACAUUCUGUUAAAAAUAUGAAGCCGUAAUGACAAAAUGUCCAACAUCCCACUCCAUUUCCUCUCAACUUAAGGUAAACUAAUUUACCAAUAUUUUAUACACACUAUCAACAUUACUUAAGACAAAAGAUAAUGAUAACAGUUGGUUAGAACAAAAAAUUUGAUUAAAGUGUUGGAACUAAAAUAAAAUUAAUGUCAUAACAGUUUGUGUAUUGAACGGGUACAGGUUGAAAAAUCUAAAGGCAAACAGGAUGGAAAUUGAGGCUACAGGAAUUGUUGAAGUUAAUGGAACAGCUCACAUUGAGGAGUCCACAGUAGAAAAUGGAACACCUAUGUCUGAUAUUCCUUCCGCGAAGCUAGAGGAAAUUGUAGUAACAGAUUAUAUAAGAGAAGCUCUCGAUAAAGUUGCAAUUGCUGAAGGAUUUCAAAAUUAUGACUUCAAUGUUGAUCAUGGAUCAAGCAUCGGUGAUGGAUUUGUUGGAAUUAUGCUUAAAGUUGUGAUCAAUGAGCUCGACAGUGAUAAGACAUUGACAGUUCUGGCUAAAAUUCCACCUGCAAGUAAAGCUCGUCGCGAACAGAUGAAAGUUAUGAAAUUAUUUGAACGUGAAGUUUUUGUCUAUAACGUUAUGCUUCCUGAAUUCGCACAAUUUCAAAAGGAUAAGAGAAUUAGUCAACAAAAUGGAUUUUUCAACUUCCCAAAAGUCUAUUAUGCUGAUUACUGCGAAGAAAAGGACGAUGGAAUCAUUAUUAUGGAAGAUUUAAGAGAAAGUGGACAUAGAAUGUGGAGUAAAUACAAUCCAGUGAAUUUAGAACACGCUAAAUUGUUAAUGGCAUCUCUUGGGCGUCUCCACGCAGUUUCUUUUGCUAUAAAAGCGAAAAAUCCCGAAAUGUUCGAAAAGUACAAGAAUCUUAAUGAUUAUUUUAGUGAAAAUUUCUCGGAUACGGGUUUUCAAUUUUUCAUGACCAGUGCAAUUAAUAAAGCUAUAGAUUGUUUGGAUCCUGAAGAUCUAAAGAACAGAGCAAAGGCUUUAAAACUUCUUGACUACUUGCAACAUGGAAUUUCUGAUUGUAUGACUCCUGAAUGUAUUGAGCCUUAUGGAAUUGUGAAUCACGGUGAUUGCUGGACAAACAAUUAUCUUUUUCACUACACGAAACGAGGCAGACCCGAAAGCAUUGUGUUGAUUGAUUGGCAAAUUUCAAGAUAUUGCUCACCAAUCAUUGACUUGGUGUACUUUAUUUUCAUCUGCACUGACCAUCAAUUAAGAGCUAAACAUUUUGAUGAAUUAUUAAACAUCUACCAUCACUCGUUAAAGGUAUUACUGGAUCAUUUAGGUGGUGAUACAAUGGUUCAGUUCCCAUUUACAGCAUUUUUAAGGCACUUGAAGAGAUUCGGUAAAUUUGGAGUUGUAAUGGCUUGCAUGAUUCUUCCAAUGUUACAAACCAAGAAUGAAGAAUUGAUGGAUAUGGAUUAUAUGGCAGAGAAAAUGAACAAUCCAGAUCCUGUCGAGAUGGAAAAAUUGAUGAAGGAAUUUAUGGAAAAAAGCAGUGGAUAUCAAACAACACAAAUAAGAAUGCGUGAAGUGCUUCUUGAUGCCAUUCGAUACGGCUACUUGUAAAUUGUAAGGAAAUCAUUCAAAUGCAAUUUUAAAUAAAGUUUAAGCAAUGAUUUUUCACGCUUUAA
Messenger RNA from Chironomus riparius, 2054 nucleotides. The record is from the annotation of a GenBank genome assembly. Lineage: Eukaryota; Metazoa; Arthropoda; Insecta; Diptera; Chironomidae.